This is a messenger RNA of Vigna radiata var. radiata (mung bean), 2712 nucleotides long. Its product is annotated as probable leucine-rich repeat receptor-like protein kinase At1g35710. Lineage: Eukaryota; Viridiplantae; Streptophyta; Magnoliopsida; Fabales; Fabaceae. Gene Ontology annotation, molecular function: protein kinase activity; receptor serine/threonine kinase binding; ATP binding. The transcript has 4 exons. Gene Ontology annotation, biological process: protein phosphorylation. The record is from RefSeq and is a predicted model, not a curated record. The coding region runs from base 185 to 2239 and encodes 684 amino acids.
GACCUGUCUGUUUUCCUGCACCUUUUGUCACUUCCACCACCACUUAGUAUAGAGAAAAGAAAAACGCACAAAACCAGACACAAACACUGCUGUUACAGAAUCUAGUAAAAUAGUUUUCAGAAGUUCAAAACAAUAACAAUAGCAAGGAGUGUUUGGUUGAAUCAGUUACCAUUUUCAUCUGAACAUGGUUUGUUCAGUGCAUCUGCUUCCACUUCUCUUCCUCUUCCUCCUGGCUUUGCUCUUGAAUCCGACAUGUGUCUGUGGCAAUGACGAGCUUAGAGCUCUGAUGGACCUGAAAUCCAGUUUGGAUCCAGAGGGGCGGUUUCUGUCAUCAUGGACCAUCGAUGGCAGCCCCUGUGGUGGUUACUUUGAGGGAGUCGCUUGCAAUGAGAAGGGUCAGGUGGCAAAUGUUUCUCUGCAGGGGAAAGGGCUCUCUGGGAGGCUUUCACCGGCCAUCGGUGGACUAAAGCACUUGACAGGACUCUACUUGCAUUACAAUUCUUUGUCUGGGGAGAUUCCAAGGAAAGUUGCAAACUUGACUGAGCUCAGUGACUUGUACCUGAAUGUGAAUCAUUUUUCUGGUGAAAUCCCACCUGAGAUUGGCAAGAUGGAGAAGCUUCAAGUUUUGCAGCUCUGUUAUAAUCAGUUAACAGGAAGCAUACCUACACAGCUUGGCGAUUUGAAAAAGCUCAGUGUUCUUGCUCUUCAGUCAAACCAGUUGGCUGGAGCUAUCCCUGCUACCCUAGGAGAUUUGGAAAUGUUGACGAGGCUAGAUUUGAGUUCUAAUAAUCUCUUUGGUUCCAUUCCCACUAAACUAGCCAAUCUUCCUUCACUGCAAGUUCUGGAUGUUCACAACAACACUCUCUCUGGGAAUGUACCUACUGCUUUGAAGAGACUAGAGAAUGGAUUUGUGUAUGAAAACAAUGUGGGGUUAUGUGGAGUUGGGUUUUCAUCCUUGAAAGCUUGCACUGCUUCAAAUAAUGUUAAUCUCACACGACCUGAACCUUAUGGAGCAGGAGUUGGAAGUAUCUCUAGAGAUAUCCCAGAAACUGCUAAUGUAAAGUUGCCUUGCAAUACAACUCGUUGCCAAAAUCCAUCUAAAUCCAAACAAGCCACAUCUAUCACAGUUGGCAUUGUUCUAGUAACAAUUGCAGUAUCAGCAAUUGGUGUUUUGACCUUCACCGUAUAUAGGCGGCGGAAACAAAAGCUUGGAAGUGCCUUUGAUACUUCUGAAGGCCGAGUAAGUACAGAUCAAGCCAAGAGUAUAUACAGGAAAAAUGGAUCUCCUUUGGUUAGCCUUGAGUAUUCUAAUGGGUGGGACCCUUUGGCUGAUAGCAGGAAUUUCAACGGGGAUAAGCAAGAUUUGUUCCAGAGUUUCAGGUUCAACUUGGAAGAAGUGGAGUCAGCUACUCAGUAUUUCUCAGAGUUGAAUCUGUUGGGGAAGAGCAACUUUAGUGCUACAUAUAAAGGGGUUUUGAGAGAUGGAUCUGCUGUUGCUAUCAAGAGCAUCAGUAAAACUAGUUGCAAAUCAGAUGAAGCUGAGUUUUUGAAGGGAUUGAACAUUUUGACCUCACUGAGAAAUGAGCAUUUAGUGAGGUUGAGAGGAUUUUGUUGUUCAAGGGGACGAGGGGAAUGCUUUCUGGUCUAUGAUUUUGUUCCUAAUGGAAAUCUUACACGCUACCUUGAUGUGAAGGAAGGUGAUGGAGAAGUUCUUGAAUGGUCAACUAGAGUUUCUAUUGUGAAAGGAAUUGCUAAAGGUAUAGCAUAUUUACAUGCACACAAAUCAAACAAACCAGCCCUUGUUCACCAAAACAUCUCAGCUGAGAAAGUGCUACUCGAUCGGCGGUACAACCCAAUGCUUUCAGAUUCCGGCUUGUACAAGCUUCUCACCAAUGACAUUGUCUUCUCUGCACUAAAGGGUAGUGCAGCAAAGGGAUACUUGGCUCCAGAAUACACCACAACCGGCCGGUUCACGGAGAAAAGUGAUGUUUAUGCAUUUGGAGUGCUUCUUUUCCAGAUUAUCACAGGGAAACAGAAGAUCACAAGUGCAAUGCGCCUUGCAGCAGAGUCCUUUACAUUCCAAGAAUUUAUUGACCCGAACUUGCGUGGCAAGUUCUUUGAAUACGAGGCAGCUAAACUAGCCAAGAUGGCUUUACUUUGCUCCCAUGAAUCUCAGUUUGAGAGGCCAAGCAUGGAAGCCAUUGUUCAAGAACUGGGGAAUUGUAGUAGCUGUCUUUGAUUUGAGUUUUACUUGAAUUAGUUUAACCAUCAACACCACAUCAGUUUUCUAGUGUUUGGCCACUUGUUCAUGGUCAUGGUAAUGGUGAUGGUGACCCUUUAAGGCAUGACAUGUUUCUGUGUCCUUAACAUAGGACUGGCUUUUCUGUGAAUGAAUGUGAAUGCCUUGGACUUUGGUUGUAGUCUAGGUAAGUGAUUUUUAUCACUAUUUCUAUUCAUUUCAGCCAUUUAUUCUCUCUAAUAGUCUGCAAUUGUGGUUUUUGCUUUUCUUUUGGGUUUUGUGGUUAAUGCCCUUUUGUUUAAUCACCUUUUUCCAACCAACCAUGGACAAAAAGCAAAAGCAAUAUAGAAAUGAACUGUCAUGAAUGCAAUGCAUCAAAUUCCCUAGUGCUACAACACUUUAUUGCUGCUAUUAGCACUUUGUAAAGCAUCCAUUCCUUUUUUGGAUUAUGGAAUGCUGAUUUGAGAUUAAUA